Phytomonas sp. Hart1 is the source of this 709-nucleotide messenger RNA. Lineage: Eukaryota; Euglenozoa; Kinetoplastea; Trypanosomatida; Trypanosomatidae. The record is from the annotation of a GenBank genome assembly.
GUUUUUCUUUAUCCAUUUGAACCAGAAUCUUUCUACACCAGGAAGAUCCCGCACGUUAUCAGACUAGCCUUUGCAUACUGGGAUGUCAACACCCUUUAUUCAUUUGCACUUUGUGAGGAGGAAGAGGGGGAGGGUCUGGCAGGCACUAAUUUGAAUCAUUUUUUUUAUGUGUAUUUGUGGCAUGGAUGAUAAAAUAAUAAUAAUAAUAACCUUUCCUUUUCACAAUAUGACGUUAUACCUUUGCAUGCACAAGUGGACCCCACCAACUCUUUCAAGUCCUCAUCCCGACGAUAUCCCGACGAUCUAUCACACGCGACCUAAUGGAUCCCAUGUAAACGUUAUUGUUAAUUAUUCUCGACAUUUACGAGAGAUUGAGCUUCCCCUUCUACGGCCUCUCUACCACAGCCCUGUAGAUUAUCUCAGAAAAUAGAUUUUCAAGCAACAACAAAUAAUUAAGAAAAUGUUUUUCUUGUACAUAUAUAGGUUAUUCAAAAUAGAUUGUCUUUUGCAUUCUGAUGUUCUAAAACUGACUUUCGGAGUCGGUGUCUUUAGAAUUUAUAUCCUUUUUUUUUGGAAUUGCACACGUUUUUGUUGUCAAAACAUCUUUUUGCAUGCACAUGUAAAUGUAAAUUGUUGUCCUCAUGUCAUUUCUACUACAUUAAUCGUUUUUUAUUUAUUCAAUUAUUCUUUUCAUUCUGCAUUAUUCUGA